Messenger RNA from Hydra vulgaris (swiftwater hydra), 531 nucleotides. Lineage: Eukaryota; Metazoa; Cnidaria; Hydrozoa; Anthoathecata; Hydridae. The record is from RefSeq and is a predicted model, not a curated record.
AUGAAUGAACAUGUUCGGAAAAUUAAAAAUCAAGAAAUUAAAACUGCUCAUUAUCUUGGAAAAGAAAUUCAAAACGAAUUAAUACAAAUACUAGCAAAUGCUAUAAAAGAUAAUAUCUUGACUAGAGUAAAAUUUGCUAAAUAUUAUUCUAUAAUUUUAGACUGCACCCCAGAUAAUAGCCAUACAGAACAAAUGAAAAUAAUAAUUCGUUUUGUUGAUUUAGAAUCACCAACAUCGCAUGAUGGGGAUUUAGUUAAAAUUAAAGAACAUUUCUUAGGAUUCAUACCUAUGGAGAAAUCUACAAGUGGUUUUUUGGCAAAAACAUUAAUUGAACAAUUGGAAAAUUUUAAUUUACCAGUUGAAAAUCUCCGUGGACAAGGAUACGAUAACGAAAGCAACAUGAAGGGUAAGGAGAAUGGGGUACAAAGAAAAAUUUUGGAUAUAAAUCCUCGGGCGUUUUUUAUUCCAUGCAGCGCACAUUCACUAAACUUAGUUGUGAAUGAUGCAUGCAAGUGUAGCUUAGAUGCAUAA